Homalodisca vitripennis (glassy-winged sharpshooter) is the source of this 2713-nucleotide messenger RNA. Its product is annotated as WD repeat-containing protein 75-like. Gene Ontology annotation, cellular component: nucleolus. NCBI's taxonomy places the organism in Eukaryota, Metazoa, Arthropoda, Insecta, Hemiptera, Cicadellidae. Bases 75 to 2681 code for a protein of 868 amino acids. The transcript is spliced from 15 exons. Gene Ontology annotation, biological process: positive regulation of rRNA processing; positive regulation of transcription by RNA polymerase I. Gene Ontology annotation, molecular function: protein binding; RNA binding. The record is from RefSeq and is a predicted model, not a curated record.
AUCCCUACUCCUUACCGUGUCAUACUAAAAUUUGUAGGUUAAACUAGUUUUAGUUAUUUUAUCUUGGUGUUAAUAUGGUAAUUCACUCUGAAAGUUUACAGAUAAUAGAUAAAUCAAUGGACGAAAAAAUAGUUGUUCGUAACAAAGGAGGAGGCUGCAUUGUAAAGCAUUCACCAUUAUUUUCAUCUGAUGGAAAAUAUGUGUACAUUCUGUGUGGUUGGUGUGUAAGUGCAUACAGUGUACAGACAGGAGAAUGUGCUUUCCAGUUUGUGUCCAAGAGCAGGGAAGAGCUGGUGUCCAUUGCUACUUACGGGGACCAACUGUGUACAGUCACGGCCUCCGGGAAUCUUGCAAUUUGGAAGAGCAGUGCAAGUGGUCCAAGAAGGCAGUUGAAACUGGCAUUGGAAGACAAUGUUACGGUGGCAAAACUGUACACCGUGACUAGUGAAAACCGAGCAAGAGACUUUGACUUUGUAGUAGCUGUCAGAAGAAAAGGCAUGAAGGAUCUGCAGCUCUGGCUGUAUUCUGGGAAAUCGGGCAAAGCCGUCUCAAACAUAUAUGUUAAUCCGGAUGACAAGCCUCACAGUGUCUCAGUCUGUGACCAGUUUGUUGCGGCAAUCAAACACGAUCGUCUCACUGCCAUUGCGUUCGACAAGAAUAUUAAGAAAUACAGCACGUUGGCUGGCCCAGGCAGAUGGUGGACUGUGAUUGCAUGCGCACCGGAGGCCAAGGGUCUGGCAGCCGGAGACAAUACAGGCCGGAUAGUCUUCUGGCCACAACCCUUCUUCUCCCAGGCUCGUUCUGUCUUCCACUGGCACACUCUCCCGGUCCUGGCCAUCACAUUUUCCGCUUCAGGAAGCUACAUGUACAGUGGCGGUGGAGAAGGAGUGAUGGUGCGGUGGAACGUUGAAGUGUCCAAUGUGCGGAACUUCUUGCCUCGACUGCCAGCCCCCAUCCUCCACCUGAACGUCUCUCCUGACAACCAGUACGUGGCUAUAGCCACCCAGGAUAAUGGUGUCCAGCUAGCUGACUCUCAGAACCGGGUCACAUCAAUGAUACAGAAGAUGUCCUGGGGACUGACCCCCGUGGAGGGCACAGCACUGGUCCCCGCGGGGCUCGUCUGGGAUCCCCUCUCUCGCAGCAUCGUCCUCAACGGUAGACCCGGACACUUGCAGUUCUUCAACACAGACGACAACAAACUGCUCUACAACUUGGACAUCACGGGCCAGAACUACCUGACACAAGAAAGGCACAAAGAUAUUAUCAACGCAGAAGUAACCCAGGUGGCAGUGUCACACGAUGGCAAGUGGAUGGUUACUGUGGAGACCAGAGAUGACCACGAGACUUUCUUCGAGACGCUCCUCAAGUUCUGGCAGUACAAGUUCAAUGCAAGGCAAUUCAGCCUCAACACCUGCAUCCAGCUGCCACACAAAGGUCAGGUGAAUUCUGUAAAGUUCCAGCCAGCCGGUACGAUGCCGGACCAGUACCUCCUGGUGACCACCGGCGCAGACUGCAAGUUCCGCACCUGGGUUCCUUCUGUCUCUGACUCCAUCCAUAGUGAAGGAUUGCGGUGGACCUGCGACAGUGUAGGCCAGUACCGGACGCAGCCGGCACACGGCGCAGGAUUCUCAGCAGACGGUUCAGUGUUGGGGGUGACGUUUGGAUCGAGUCUCACACUCUGGGACACCGAGACCACCCAGCUGAUUACCUCCCUCACUCGGGACAACUCCACACUCAGGGCGGUGGAGUUUGGGUCCAGAGAGUGUUGCCAUCUGGUGGUGACCACGGGCGACUCCCACCUCAUCGUCUGGAACCUGCUGAGCCUGCGUGUUGCCUGGUCACUGCCGCUCGGACCGUCUCUACUCUGCAGCGACCCACUAUCCUCUCACAUGGCAGCCUUCACACCUGACAGCUCUGUGUUUGUAUUUUCACCAUCCGACCCAAACCCCGUGUACGAGAGACACAACUUGUGUAGCCCUGGCACCUCUGUACUAGCGGCCAUCUUUGUACCCAGAAGUCACGUGUUGGCAGACACAAGCGCGCCUUGGUGCUCACACUCCCAGCUACACUUCAUCGACAGCUGUCAGGAGCUGCAGUACCUAGAACUGGAGAGUGAGCAAGACCCGGAGCAGAGUUACGUACAAUCCAGCAGCUUGGUGGCACCAGUCACUCCGUUCAGUAUCCUGACAGCUCGUCAGACGUCGAGUGCUGUCGACAGACUUCAAGCGUCUAGACACGAACAGUUUGGUACAGCGGGAGACUCGGCUGUCAGGAAGCUCCUGAGAAACCCAGCUCACACCAUGCCCCACAUCCACCUCUUCUGUAAAUCGUUUAUGAAAUCUCUAUCUGUGUCAAGGGAAACGGGAGAUGAAAAAAGACCAAAUGAUGAGGAAGACCUAGAAGAAGUUCAAAAAAUGGAUGUAGAUGAAGACAGUGAUGCUAGUGUGAAAACUGAUGAACCAGCGUCACCUACAAAAAGUUACCACAAGACAAGUCCAAACGAUGUUAACGUAAAUGGUGAAGAAUGGAGGAAAUCUCCUAAAAAGGGAAUUAAAGAGGUUCCCUUAAAAGCGAAACAAAGGAGAAGAUCAAACAAAGAAAGGAAAAGUCCAACAAAGAAAAAUAGUUUUUCGUUUGAUGAUCUAGAUACAGACUGGUUAAGUGUAGAAGAUGACAGAUAGCUGUAACAAUAUAACAUGUUUUAUUUUGUUAA